UUUCCUGCAAUCUAGCAGUGUUCUACCAUGGAGCCAUUAAUGAGAAUAUGAAUUGCCUGCACAUAUCUUGCCCAGCAUUGGAAAGUUGCAUACUAAAGGCUAGAAUCAAUGUCAUUUUGUACAACAUCACAACAGGGAUUGAUCCAGAUCUUCUUAUUUUCAAAAAAAUGACAUCCAAAGAGCCAAAUACUCACUCCUCACCAAGUAAACACGAAAGGCAAAACAGCACAAAGGCCACCGCGUGGGAAAGAUGCCAGCAUCAUAAUGCCACGUCAAGUUCUCUUCUGCUCCAAGCUUCAUCUUCUACCAGCAGCCACGGCUUAACAGCGAACACUUACACCUCCAGCACAAUGCUGACAGUCCAAAAAACUGAGGUUUCUACUUAUUACAGGGCAGAAACUUUUCCAACAGAUGAUAAUUUUGCUAAGAGGACAAGCACAACUUCCAUAAGCACUAGGUCAAUCACCAGCUCAGACAAGACUGUACACUCAGCUUUGAUAUCCAAGUCUGCCGAGGGGUUAUCCCAUAUGCCCAUUCCUCCUCAUCUGAACAGCAGUAAGCAACACUUAAAUGAAACCAAGGGCUACAGUGGUAGGAAUUAUACUUCGGAUGAUGAGGAACCUGCUUGGGAAACUGCAGCUUUGGGUGUCUGGUUGAUUCCUGUUGUUCUUUGCUCUUCUCUCAUCUUCCUUUGCUGUUGUACUGUUGCUUUCACAGCAGGGCGUUGCAGCAGUAAGAGAGGUCAGUAUCAGCCCAUAAGGAGAAGAAGAACAAUGUCAAGACAAUUCAUAAAAUAUACUAGUGUCAAAGGUAAUUUGUAA
Pterocles gutturalis (yellow-throated sandgrouse) is the source of this 821-nucleotide messenger RNA. It is a transcript of the gene MANSC4, whose product is annotated as MANSC domain containing 4. NCBI's taxonomy places the organism in Eukaryota, Metazoa, Chordata, Aves, Pterocliformes, Pteroclidae. The record is from RefSeq and is a predicted model, not a curated record. The annotation marks the transcript as partial. The transcript is spliced from 2 exons.